CUUUUGCUUAUGUCACAUACUGUCCCAUGGGUACUAAACAGUGCCUGCGGCACCGCCUGUGCCGAUGAGGAAUGAAGGCACUUCGCUUCCGGUACCGCAGGCAUUUCGCCAAUGUUGACAAAUCAAGCGAGAUCGACAAAAUGGGAGUAGCAGGCAAAAUUCUCUGGAUUCUUCUGAUUGGUGGCGUACACUGUACUAAGGCAGCUGACACCAUUAACAUUAAAGUUGGAGUGUUGUUAAUGACGGAGGUGGAUUGGCCCUGGGACUUGAGAAGAGUAGGACCUACUAUUGAGGUUGCUAAAGAAGCUGCGCUGGCAUCUUAUAAUGUAGAUAUCCAGUAUCAAUACCACACAUACCUGGGACAAUGUCCGUUGGAAAAAUCAAUCGGACAUCUGGCAGAACUCCAUUACACGCACAGUGUUGACGCAGUAAUUGGACCUGGUUGUUCCGAAUCGAUUAUGGGCGCUGCCCGGCUAGCGGAAUACUUAGGUAUACCGAUGGUAACAGGAGUUGGGGAUCUGGUGGUCAGGAAUACAUACAACGAUGAUAUGUACGAAACAUUGACGAUACUUUCGUACAAUAUCGGUAAACUCUCAGAUUCUAUAGCAGCAAUUAUGAAGACAUACAAAUGGAAACAUUCAACCGUGAUAUAUGAUUAUCCACUCACAAUAUUCAACAUAGCGGGUUCGAAUCUCGUGAAAGACUUGCGGGACCACAGUGAAGAAUUCGCAAGGCCAUAUGAAAUAACCUUUGAUGGAACACGUUUAACAUCAUCAGAUUACAGUUCUAUUCUUCUAGAAGCCAAGGAUUUUUCAAGAGUAUUUAUAUUCUUCUGCUACGACCGUAUUUUCCGCGAAUUUCUGUGGGCAGCUUACAAAAAUGGAAUGGCGAAUGGAGACUACGUGUUUAUUACUCUGGAGCUCUUCCCAUCUGAUUGGCUGGGACAUUAUAUGAAGUACCUCAAAAAUGACGAUAAGGACUCUGGUGUGAGCAAAGCAUACGAAACAGCCUUGGUGCUAACACUGCGCAAGUUGGACAACCCGGAGUACCUAGAAAUGGCGACUAAAGUGAAAGACCGCGCCAAACUGCCACCCUUUAACUAUGUAUUCCCGCCAGAAGAAGAUGUAAAUUACUACAUCACAGCGUUUUACGAUUCAGUUCUUUACCUAGCUGCCGCAUACAGAAGCAGAGCCGAUGAGCUUAGUUUAGCAGAUCCAAGCACUCAUACAUUUAAUGGCAGCCUCGUUGCCAAGCAACUGUGGAAUAGUUCUUUCAGCGGAAUCACUGGGCCCGUGGCGAUAAACGAAAUUGGUGACAGAAAAGCAGAUUUUGAUCUUUUCGACAUGACAACAUCGGAACAGUGGAGGACUGUAGGACGUUUUCAAGGAGCUUCAGGGUUGUAUACUCCAAAAGGCGGUGUGGAGAUUGUGUGGCCAAAAGGUCUUCCAAAAGACAUGCCUUCUUGCGGUUUCCGAGGAGAAUUGUGUAAACCGGAAUCAAAGGAUACAACAGUCCUCAUUGGUGUGCUGGUUGGUGUGUUCGUAUUUAUAGGGAUCGCUUUAGUUGUGAUGUUCAUCGUUUAUAGGAAAUAUAGAGCGGAGCAAGAACUUAGUGCGAAGACGUGGAUUGUAGAGUUUCAUGAAAUAAAAACACGAAAGGGGAAGUUCAACGAUUCAUUUAUGUCGAAGAGUUUACUGAAUUUAGAGGAUAAGGAAGAAGCGCAGGAAUUCUGUAAGACAUCGUUUUGUCGAAACCAGGUGGUGGCAGUGAGAGCGCUCCAUAUACCGACAAUAGAAGUUACAAGGCAACUUGCUGUUGACUUCAGACAGAUGCAGAUGGCAACUCAUGCAAAUCUGGCAACAUUCGUGGGUGCCUGCUUGCAGCCGGGGAAUACAUCUAUGCUGAUGGAGUAUUGUCCUAGAGGAAGUCUCCAGGAUAUGAUCAACAAUGAAAACAUUGACCUAGACUGGGACUUCCGGUUCUCCCUAAUCCAGGAUGUUAUAAAGGGUAUGCACUACUUGCACAGCUGCCCACUACAAGUACAUGGGAACUUGUCCAGUACUAACUGCGUGAUUGACAGUCGCUUUGCUUUGAAGAUCACCGAUUACGGUCCAGCUUCUUUGCUGGCUCAAGACAGAGCUGCUGCGAGGAAACAAGCUGUAGAAGAAGAAGUUUUUAAUAAAAGAAAACUGCUGUGGACUGCACCUGAACAUCUCGUGAGUACGACAGACACCAGCGGAUACUCCCAGAAGGGUGAUGUGUACUCGUUCAGUAUCGUGCUUCAGGAACUGAUAAUGAGAUCUGAACCAUUUGAAGAAAACAACAUGGAAGCAGAAGAAAUACUAACACAGUUAAAAAGCAAGAAACCCAAACUUCUUCGCCCUAUUGUUGCGGCAGACGCAUGUACUCCGGAACUUAUGGACUUGAUGACGUCAUGUUGGUGUGAUGACCCGCAGGAUAGACCAUCCUUCAACGAUAUUGAUGAAAUAUACAAGAAAAUGAGAAGGGGAAAGGUAACCAAUAUGAUGGACAAUUUACUGAAGAGAAUGUCUGACUACGCAGACAACUUGGAACAUCUGGCAGCAGAGAGGACUAAGGCUUAUCUUGAAGAAAAACAGAAAGUCGAAGAACUCCUUAACAAACUACUACCCGAAUCAGUAUCAAAGCAGCUUCAAGCCGGUCAGAGAGUUGUCCCGGAAUCAUUCGACUGUGUGACAAUCUACUUCUCAGACAUUGUGGGAUUUACCGUAUUAUGUGGCAAAAGCACACCAAUUCAGGUUGUAGAUCUCUUAAACGACCUUUACACAGCAUUCGACAGUGCUAUUGACCAGUUUAGAGUAUAUAAGGUUGAGACAAUUGGUGAUGCCUAUAUGUGUGUAUCGGGUCUUCCGGAGAGGAUAGGAGACGAGCACGCAAAAGAAAUCAGCAACAUGUCUCUCACCAUACUUUAUACACUGAAAAGUUUCAAGAUAAAGCACAUGCCAGACGAACUGCUCAAAGCUCGUAUAGGUCUCCACUCAGGGGCAGUUGUUGCUGGUGUUGUAGGGUUAAAAAUGCCGAGAUAUUGUUUGUUUGGAGAUACCGUUAACACAGCCUCAAGAAUGGAGUCCAAUUCUAUACCUUUUAGAAUUCAUAUAUCAAGCUCAACGAAGAAGUUAUUAGAUCUUACACCUGUGUACAACAUUGAGGAAAGAGGCGAAAUCGAAGUCAAGGGAAAAGGAAGUAUGAAGACGUACUGGUUGAACGAAUUCAACGAAGGUGAACCAGUUUACCCAGGAAGCGAUUUAAUACAAACCGCAAAGAGAGAAGUUGAAGCUUAAGAGACUGUUGCAAUGGUACCAGAAAAAGAUGUUAAGACAUAGAGUCGAAUUUUCAGUGCCAUGCUCUUGAAGUAAUUUGAUCUAAGCGUUCAGCUAUAGAACACGAGUGAUAUGUCGGUGUUAGCAAAAAGAAUAAAAAUUGAAAUGCAAGUACGACAAAGGGUGUUGAAAAUAAAAUUACUUCAAGUUUUAGUAAUGAUUAUAUGAGUGAGAAUUAUUUACAUUUUGUUUUAACAGCAUAUUGUUUCUAUAAUGUUUUUCGUUCACAAAAGAAUUCCUACCAUGCUGUUAAAAUGCAAUUACAAUUUCAAAGGAAGUAGUAUGAAUAAAUUUUAAUGUUACUUAUA
This is a messenger RNA of Mercenaria mercenaria, 3667 nucleotides long. Its product is annotated as atrial natriuretic peptide receptor 1-like. The record is from RefSeq and is a predicted model, not a curated record. Gene Ontology annotation, molecular function: ATP binding; peptide receptor activity; protein kinase activity. Gene Ontology annotation, biological process: protein phosphorylation; receptor guanylyl cyclase signaling pathway; cGMP biosynthetic process. The transcript has 24 exons. Gene Ontology annotation, cellular component: membrane. Bases 72 to 3320 code for a protein of 1082 amino acids. NCBI's taxonomy places the organism in Eukaryota, Metazoa, Mollusca, Bivalvia, Venerida, Veneridae.